GCGCUAGUGACGGCGUCAUCGUAUUGCGCAUGUGCGCUGCGAUCUGUACUGUCACAAAUCAUUCACUUCGCCUUUGGCAAUUAUCGUGACAUGUGAUUGUGGUAGUGACUUGCAGAAAGAACAGUGUUUUUAAUCCUGAUGGUGAUGGAGAAUUAUGUGGGAUCGUCGGACUGCAAAUCAGUAAUUACGAGCUGCUGCCACUGGAAGAUGCCCCCGUUUCUGACUGCGUUGUUUUUGUCAAUUUGCCUGUUCACGGUGCCGGCGUGGAUGAACUACGUGGAUAACCGUAACCUCGACCCCAGUGCCAUCGUAUUUCCAUCCAGCUUCAUUGCUUCAUUCUCUACUCCGAACCGAGUUCAGAACGUCGACCCUCAGAUGCAAUACAUUCACGCCGUGGAGGCCAUGUUUGCUGUGACCGUUCGCCUGAAGGCGCUCCUGGAAAUGGGUGCAACAACGAAUCUGUUGGUAUCGCCAAUAAGUACCACGACAGCUCUAGCCGAGUUACUCUUGGGAGCUCGUGGAUCGACUCGGGAGUACCUGCUGAAAAUUCUGACAGCCGUCGACAGGUCUGAAUACACUCGGGAACCAACAGUGUCAGAGUUCCAUCUGCAUAUGGGAGGUCUCAUUAAGUUUCUGCAGACCAGUUCGGAUUACGAUGACUCCUACCGACUCCAUUUUGCCAGUGCAUUGUUUCUGCGACCAGACCUGAGUCUUCUCCCCAACUUUCGCAGCGCUGCUACUGAUCUAUAUGGAAUGGCAGUGUUGCCUACAGACUUCAGUGGAGAUCCUUUGGGUUCACUCAACAAGAUGAAUCACUGGGCAGCCAUACAUACAAUGGGCACCAUCAACAAAGUGUUCAGUCAUCCCCUGCCUAAGACAACAGCAGCUGUUUUAACCAAUGCCAUUUAUUUUAAAGGCGACUGGGAAACCCCAUUUAAUCCCAGAUACACUAUAACGGGAAAGUUUCAUAGUAGUGAUACUCGCACAGUGGAUGUUGAGUUUAUGCGUGGACAAUUCGAUCUGAUGUAUGUAGACAGCGGAAGGUUAGGAUGUCGCAUGAUUUCAAUCCCAUACAAACACUCCAAAGCAUCAAUGUAUGUUAUCCUUCCAGACGUUGGUGACUUGUACAAUAUACAAGGAUUUGCAGCCGGAUUAUCUGUAGAUGAUACUUUAGAACUCAUUUCUUCAUUAAGAUAUGCUUCAAUAACUUUAGUUAUGCCAAAGAUGAAACUAACUCAGACUUUUAGCAUUGGGAAAGCCCUGUCUAUCUUUCAAAGGCAGAUUGAGUCUGGGUCCAAGGAGAAAGUGUUUGGUUCUGGUCCAUAUCUGAAUAAGAUGCAAGGAAAUGAAUGCGCUAAGAAUGAUGGCUGCAACUGCUCGCGUAAUGCAAGCACUCAGAAUGGAAAUUACAAGAAGGUGCCCGGAGAAAUUGAAUACAAAACAUUUGACAUGAGUGGAGCUUCGUGUGACGAUCGUUUUCGGGUUGAUGAUAUUAUUCAUCACGUUUUUCUGGAAGUCAGUGAAAUGGGCACUGUGGGUGCUGCUGUCAGCGCUACCAUUGUGGACUACAUCGGAGAGUUUAAGAAUUUUAAAAUGGACAGACCAUUUCUGUUUUUCAUACGACAUGACGUUACUGGAACUCCACUUUUUUGGGGUACAAUUGUAGACCCAACGAAUGGGGGUGAAUGAAAACUGACAUGUCAGGAAUCGAACAAGAAGCUUUAGUUAUUGCCAAUAUAGACGUGAAGAGUUCAUAGAGUUUAUUAAGGUCCCCUCUUACUUUUAAGAGCAGCAGUACUAAUCAUUUAUUUAUCAAGUUAAUAACUAGGGAUCUAUCGGUAUGUCGCUAAACUAUGAUAGUUGGAUAGUUUUUGUAUGUUCGCAUAUUUAUUAAAAUUAUAGUAAGCCAAUAAAAUCUUUCCGGUCAAUCAGC
Messenger RNA from Zootermopsis nevadensis, 1933 nucleotides. Its product is annotated as leukocyte elastase inhibitor. NCBI's taxonomy places the organism in Eukaryota, Metazoa, Arthropoda, Insecta, Blattodea, Termopsidae. Gene Ontology annotation, molecular function: serine-type endopeptidase inhibitor activity. The record is from RefSeq and is a predicted model, not a curated record.